AUGAAGAUCAAGGCCCUCAGCCGCUCGACGGCCUCUACGCAGGCGCCUGGCUCCAGUAUCGCGAAAGUCACGAGAAACCUAGACCCGAACCUCCACCCCUUCGAACGAGCGCGAGAAUACACCAGAGCCCUCAAUGCGACAAAAGUUGAGCGCAUGUUUGCACAGCCAUUUCUCGGCGACUUCGAGCCCGGGCAUGUUGAUGGUGUUUAUUCCUUCGCGAAGGAUCCCAACUCGCUCGAGUGUUUUGCUAGCGGCAGUGGCGACGGUGUCGUGAAGGUGUGGGACUUGACAAGCAGGGAGGAGAAAUGGCAGGCUCAAGCGCACGAGAACCUGGUCAAGGGCAUGUGUUGGACUCAGGACCAGAAGCUCAUUACCUGCGGGUCCGACCGCCAAAUCCAAAUGUUUGAGCCAUACACCCAACCCUCCAAGUCCCCUCCAAAAGCGACCUGGCAUGGCAACGCAGCCUUUACGUCCGUUUCGCACCACCGUUCCCUACCAACCUUUGCUGCUGGUUCCAGCGUAAUUUCCAUAUACGACACGUCAAGAACAUCGGGAGCCCCGGUUUCGAGUCUCGUAUGGCCUUCGGCUAUCGACACCAUCACAGACGUCAAGUUCAACCAAGUCGAGACUUCCAUACUGGCAUCAUGCGCAACCGAUCGAGCUGUCAUCUUGUACGAUGCCCGCACAAACUCUCCUCUACAUCGCACAGUCCUCAACUUUGCGGCAAACUGCCUUGCAUGGAACCCAAUGGAAGCCUACAACUUUGCCGUCGCGUCUGAGGAUCACAAUGGAUACAUAUUUGAUAUGCGCAAUAUGAAUCGAGCGUUGCAGGUCUUGAAAGGUCACGUUGCGGCGGUCAUGUCAAUUGAGUUCUCACCAACUGGAGAAGAGCUCAUUACAGGCUCCUACGACCGCUCCAUACGAUUAUGGGAGCGACAAAAGGGUCACUCUCGAGAUGUCUACCACACCAAGCGGAUGCAACGUGUGUUCUCGGUCGCCUGGAGCCCCGACAACAAGUACGUGCUCAGCGGGUCAGACGAUGGCAACGUUCGUCUAUGGAGAGCUAGAGCAUCCGAGAGGUCUGGUAUCAAGUCAUUCGCGCUACGACAGAAGUUGGCAUAUGAUGAAGCAGUCAAGGAACGGUACAAGCACAUGCCUGAGAUCAAGCGCAUCGACAGGCACAGACACCUCCCCAAGACUGUCAAGAAGGCCGGUGAGAUCAAAGCUGAGGAGAUCAAGUCUAUUAAGCGGAAGGAAGAGAAUGUCAGGGCUCAUUCGAAGAAGGGUUCCGUCAAGCGGAAGGCGGAGCGCGAGAAAAUGAUAUUGGCGAGAGAACAAUGAAGUACGAAGAGGAGGAGGUUUCAUGGUUUUUUCCUGCAUAGCAAUGGCGUUUUCUGGUGUCUGACCUUUUAUGACGAGAAUUUACGGACUCUGUAUGUUUGGUAAAAAGUAUGUAAGGUCAACGGGGGCUUUCAAGUAUGGUUGUUAAGC
Molecule: messenger RNA, 1491 nt
Organism: Pyrenophora tritici-repentis Pt-1C-BFP
Lineage: Eukaryota; Fungi; Ascomycota; Dothideomycetes; Pleosporales; Pleosporaceae
Product: WD40 repeat protein
Biological process (GO): maturation of SSU-rRNA from tricistronic rRNA transcript (SSU-rRNA, 5.8S rRNA, LSU-rRNA)
Cellular component (GO): nucleolus; small-subunit processome
Molecular function (GO): protein binding
Source: RefSeq, a predicted model, not a curated record